AUGAACGUCACACGGCCAGCACGAUGCCUUUUAUGCAGCUUCACCCGUGCUGCCGGCCCAAACACGCGAGUCCCUCGACGCCAAUUCCAUCCUACUCCCGCGCCUCUCUCGAACCGGAAACCCAAGUUCCCCAAUGUUAAGGCUCCUCGUGUGGAUGAUUACAAGCCCUACACGGAAGAGCAGAAGGCCAAGCUCGCCAAGGAGUACUCGGAGGCACAGAUGGCCGCCAUCGAAGCCGGCGAAGCCGCUAUCGACCCGAAGGAUCUGGCAGAGCAGAUGAACGAACGCAGUGAUCCCAUGGCAUUCAAAUACAUCGACGACUUCUCCGUGAUUGAGCCCGGCAUUGAUCGACACCAGCGCGCCCCGGAGUCGAACUCGGAUUACAAUUUCAAGCUGAAGAGCGAGGACGAUUUCGUGAAGGACUUCAGUCAGUUCUUCGCCGAGAUGCCUGAUAACGCCACAGGUGCAGACUUCGUUAGGUUCGCGGACAACCUGCGCGUCACCCACGGCAAGGAGGAGAGCGAACUGGCCCCACACAGCGCACUUGUUCCGGAUCUCUUCGGACCUGGUGAGACUGUCGAUGAGCCCCGCGUGGAAGAGCAGAAGACAGCCGCCGAGAAGGGCGAGAAGGAGCGGUCAGCCGAGGCCGAGGAAAUGACAGAUGCCCUGAAGAGCUUGCUCCUGGCUACGGGCUACACGGAGAGCCAGGUCAAGGGCCUCCGCACCAAGACUCUCGUUUCGCACAGCGUCACCAACCAGACUCGACUAGGAAAGGUCCGCCGUGCAUACCGUCUUUCCAUUGCCGGUAACGCAAAUGGUCUGCUUGGUAUCGGUGAAGCCAAGUCCGAUGAAGCCUCCGAUGCGAAGAUCCAGUCGCAAUACCGUGCCAUCCGCAACAUGCAGCCCAUUCCCCGCUACGAGAACCGAACCAUCUAUGGCGAUGUUAAGGGCAAGGUCGGAGCGACAGAGUUGCAGCUGAUGCACCGUCCACCAGGCUUCGGACUCCGUGUUCAAUACCUCAUCUACGAGAUGUGCCGCGCUGGCGGAAUUCACGAUCUGUCCGCCCGAGUUGGUCGCUCAAGGAACCAGAUGAACACAGUCAAGGCCGCCUACGAGGCACUCAUGAGCCAGCGUGACCCUGAGCAGGUUGCUCACGCACUCGGCAGGAAGAUUGUCGAUGUGCGCAAGGUGUACUACGCCGGUAAGAUUUAG
Messenger RNA from Penicillium crustosum, 1212 nucleotides. RefSeq names its product mitochondrial 37S ribosomal protein uS5m. Gene Ontology annotation, molecular function: RNA binding; structural constituent of ribosome. The record is from RefSeq and is a predicted model, not a curated record. The transcript is spliced from 2 exons. Gene Ontology annotation, biological process: translation. Gene Ontology annotation, cellular component: ribosome. NCBI's taxonomy places the organism in Eukaryota, Fungi, Ascomycota, Eurotiomycetes, Eurotiales, Aspergillaceae. The coding region runs from base 1 to 1212 and encodes 403 amino acids.